Messenger RNA from Aspergillus ruber CBS 135680, 717 nucleotides. RefSeq lists its product as uncharacterized. The record is from RefSeq and is a predicted model, not a curated record. The transcript has a single exon. NCBI's taxonomy places the organism in Eukaryota, Fungi, Ascomycota, Eurotiomycetes, Eurotiales, Aspergillaceae. Bases 115 to 546 code for a protein of 143 amino acids.
GCGUAAGAUACACAACAAUAACAGUGCUCUCCCUGUGCGAGUAACGGUCGGGUGAUUCUCCGGGUGAUUCCCAUUCUGUGCUCGCGUGUGAUAUUCUUUAAUCUUCUAUUGUUAAUGUUAUUAUUGUGUUCUCACAGCUUUCACUUAAUUCUUAAUUUAUCUUGGUUUUUUCUGAAUAUUCUUGCCGAGGCCGACUGGUGGCCCGCCCUCAGUCUGAGAAAGUCUGGCUGGUGUCUGAUCUCCAUCGCAGUCAAACCCUUCCAAACAUCUUUCAUCAUCGUCCACCACCACCGCCCAUCGCCCGACUUCCACCCCCAACUCCAUCCACCAACAUCGAUUUUCCACCCUCCGCCAUCUCCUCUCUAUCGCACCAUUCAAUUCCUUUAUCCACCGCUUAUCAUCGCGUCUCUCGUGACCCCCUCGCGACCGCCCGCGACCGCCCGCGACCGCUCUCGCUCUCUCCGAUCUCGUCACUCUCCCUCCUCCCACUCGCUCACUCGCUCAUUCUCCUCUCGCGCCGGUACACUCAUAUCGAGCCCGGAGUGACGAGACACCGCCACAUCUCCUUUUCCUACUCUACCCGAUCAUGGCGCUGGAGCCGCAACCGCCCAGCGUUCGCAAGCGCGUCAAGGUCUACGAACUCAGGGAUAAUGACUGGUUUGAUCGGGGAACGGGGUUUUGCACCGGCCAGUUCUUGGAAGUAAGAAUCGCUUGCCC